GAAAGUCACGCACCGAGUACAUUGAGUCGGUAAACCGGUUAAAACAAGUGGCGAUUCACAUCCUGUCAGUUAGAAUCUCCAAAGGAAUAUUUGCUCAGUUCCAGAGUAAGUGUGACACUGAAGACUUAUCACCAUGAAGGCCACAUCUUGGACAAGAAAGGGUUUCCUCGCCAUCUUCCUCUUUCUGACGGUCCUUGCCUCGAUCUUUGUGCUACGUCACAUAGAAGUGAAACGCUUGCACUAUCAGCCUCAAGUCAACGCCACCAUCAUCAUGCCGAGAGUCUCCCCUCAUCAUAUCGUUAAUCGCAGCUUCUGCACCUUCCAGCCGCUGUCCCCCCAGGACGCUUUGGAGGAACGUCUCAUACUAGACUCCAUUGCUUGGCCUGCAACUCCAGUUUUGCCAUCUCCUAUUUCCUUGGAGCAGACCACUGAUCCAGCCCACAGCACCUUCACCAUUCUCCCAGGGAGGAAAGGGGGGCAGUGGCAUGUCGGGGACCAGCUGGAGGUUAUGAUACAAACCUUUGACUUCCAGGGUCGUCCCAAGAAGUCUGGGGGUGACUUCAUACUCGCCACUCUGCAAAGCCGGAAGCUUGAAGCAGGUGUGGCCGGGCAACUUGUGGAUCAUCAGAAUGGGAGCUACUCUGCUGUGUUCUCUUUACUCUGGGAAGGAGACGCACAGGUUGAGGUGACUCUGGUUCAUCCUAGUGAAGCUGUCACAGUGCUGGACAGGCUGAACAGAGAACAGCCUGACAGGAUUUACUUCAAGAGCCUCUACCGCUCAGGCUCAGUCUCUGAAACCACCAUCUGUAACGUCUGCCUCCGGCCAACCCAACAGCCGGUGUGUAACUACACUGAUCUCCAUGUAGGCGAGCCUUGGUUCUGCUACAAGCCAAAGAAACUGAGCUGUGAUACCAGGAUCAACCACUUCAAGGGAGGAUUCAAACAAAACCUCAAGGUCAAGGAGGAGAAGCUCUUUCAGAGUGGUGUGAACAUGAAAGUAUCCAUUCAGGCUACAGGAUCUUCCAUUGCCACUGUGUUGUCGAAAAAGGAAGGUCAACUGAAGUUGAAGACAAGCUCUGGGACAUCUGUACCAUCUGGUUAUUACUACCAGGGCGUUUGGUGGACACUAGGAGGCACCACAAUAUCCCAAUUCAACCGGUCUGCAAUCACCCAGUGUCUGAAAGGCAAAGUCGUCCACAUGUAUGGAGACUCCACAAUCAGGCAGUGGUUUGAAUUCCUCAACGCAGCUCUACCCGGUCUUAAGGAGUUUGACUUACACAGCCGGAGACAAGUUGGACCUUUUAUGUCCUUAGACUAUGAAAACAACAUCUUGGUGACGUACCGCUGCCAUGGUCCUCCUAUCCGCUUUGGCCUCAUCCCAACUAGAGAGCUUCGUUACAUUGCUAAUGAGAUAGACGACUUGAUCGGAGGCCCCAACACUGUUGUAGUCGUUGGCAUCUGGUCUCACCUCGGCACUUACCCCAUUGAGAUCUACAUCAGGAGACUACAGAGCAUCCGUAGGGCGGUGGUGCAGCUGCUGGACAGGGCUCCAGGCACGCUGGUCAUCAUACGGACAGCAAAUGUCAAAGCUUUGACACUUUAUGAGACAAUUACCAACAGCGACUGGUAUUCACUGCAGCGUGAUAAGGUGCUCAGAGCAAUGUUCAAAGGACUGAAAGUUCAUCUGAUUGAUGCCUGGGAAAUGACCCUGGCCCACCACCUGCCGCAUAACCUCCACCCACUACCUCCCAUUAUUAAGAAUAUGAUAGACCAUCUAUUGUCCUAUAUAUGUCCUCAUAAGGGCGGCUAGGUGUAUGUCCUGGUGGGAGAGGAAUGUUUAUUUGUUUUCUGAGUUUCAACCAACUGCUUAAUUUUUCCUUCAUACUCCGAUAAGAGUAACAAUACAUUUGUUUAAAAACCUGACUUUCGAGAUGGUUUGUGUUUGUAAAAUUGAAAUACGGUUUAGUGUGAGUGGACAGAUGGUCUGUGAGCUCUUGAACUGAGACUUGCUGUUCCUGUAAUAAACAGAUGUUCAGGAUGA
Molecule: messenger RNA, 2041 nt
Organism: Gasterosteus aculeatus aculeatus (three-spined stickleback)
Lineage: Eukaryota; Metazoa; Chordata; Actinopteri; Perciformes; Gasterosteidae
Product: NXPE family member 3
Source: RefSeq, a predicted model, not a curated record